Molecule: messenger RNA, 1119 nt
Organism: Betta splendens (Siamese fighting fish)
Lineage: Eukaryota; Metazoa; Chordata; Actinopteri; Anabantiformes; Osphronemidae
Gene: bik
Product: BCL2 interacting killer
Exons: 6
Coding region: 168-629 (153 amino acids)
Source: RefSeq, a predicted model, not a curated record
UUUGUUUUUCCGCGUCCUUCACGCUGUGACACCGCCUGGUGGUCGUCAUCGGCAGGUAAAGGUGUGGCACUUCGGCAAAGACGUAUCUGCGGCAGUUACCUGAGAACAACAAGAUUAAAGGACGCUGCUGGCGGCGUCCGUUUUAAUCUACACAAACGAAAACAAAGAUGGUGGAACAAACAAGACAGCAGCCUCGUGUCAUCUCCCUCCAGGCUGGACCUGGUGAGGUGGACACUGGCACCGUCAGGAUCAAUGGCAGGGCUGCACAGGAGGUUGGGCGCCAGUUGGCCAUAAUUGGAGACCAGUUCAACCGGCGGUGGUCCAACAACCAGCCGCACUGGCCACCAGUUCUGCACCUGAUGAGACCUGCUCAAGCACUGACCAGAACCAUCUAUCGGGACAUCCACAGUCAGUUGUGGAGCUUCCAGGGCCUGUCUGCUGCAGUGAAGGCCUGGAUUGUGAGCACCACGCCUGGGCAGGGGACCCUCAGAGCUGAGGCGUGGACAGCCUGGGUGUCCAGUUGCACGGGGGCGGCCUGCACUGGCUGGACCAGAGGAGCACUUGUGACUGUGGCACUGGUGGCUGCAGUGAGUGUCGUCACCACAGUGUGGAUGGAAUGGAAAACCUAAAGAUGCAGUGGGUCGGUUUCCUCAACCUAGAUUUAUUUGACCAAAUAAUGUUUGCAAACGAGUGAAAACUUUUGCUAAGUAAUUUGUUUCUGCUGUUGACUUUACUUCUCUUUUUAUACUAUUUUCAUGAGCGGUAUUGAAGUUGGCAUUGAGGGCUGUGAUCAACAUGUUUAGCAACUUAAACCCAUAUUCUGUACAACUUGGGCCGUGUGGACGCGUUUUGAAGUGUUGUCUGAGCGGUGGGCCAGCAUAUUGUAGCAGUAGCAUGUUGUUUCACAGCUGUAUUAAUGUCAGGAAGCUCGUCUCCAAGACUGGACUGUUGCUGGCCUGCAGUCUUUUGUAUCCAGACUCUUUUGUUACCGGUUUAAGAGGUUUUUACAGAGGAUAUGUAGCAUGGCUUAAUUUAAAAUGAAGGGAGCUGGACUUUCUGCUGCAGAUUUAAAAUGCUUUUUCAUGUACCACGAAUAAACUUCAAAUUACAAAAACUUUA